This is a messenger RNA of Lodderomyces orthopsilosis Co 90-125, 2817 nucleotides long. RefSeq names its product Gcr3p (gene GCR3). Gene Ontology annotation, cellular component: nuclear cap binding complex; nucleus. Lineage: Eukaryota; Fungi; Ascomycota; Pichiomycetes; Serinales; Debaryomycetaceae. The record is from RefSeq and is a predicted model, not a curated record. Gene Ontology annotation, molecular function: protein binding; mRNA binding; RNA cap binding. Gene Ontology annotation, biological process: mRNA export from nucleus; nuclear-transcribed mRNA catabolic process, nonsense-mediated decay. The transcript has a single exon. Bases 1 to 2817 code for a protein of 938 amino acids.
AUGGAUCCAGAAUCUAACAAGAGAAGUAGAGACGAAUUUGAGGAACAGUCAGGGCACGCCAAUGACGGUCGUUUUCCUCCACAACAGCAAAAUUUUGAUUAUGAUUUCAAAAGACAACGUAUUGAUCCAGCACAAGAAUUAAUCAACAAUGUAUGUAAGGACAUUAGGAGACUAGGUGAAAAUUCCAACGUUGCAACUCAGAUUGACGAUGUCAACUAUAUAUCCAACCCUAUAGUUGCUGAAUUUGAAAAGAUUGAGAGCCUUAGAAAUGCCAUCUUGUCGACGAUGUAUGCACUCAUUAUUGAACAACCACACAAGAUUAAUGCUCUUGGUAACUUAGUAUUUAUCUGCAAUGCCAAAAACUUUGUCAUUGCUAAAUACGUGGUUGAAUAUUUACAUACAAAGAUGCAGUUGUUGUUAGAUUCAAUUGGUGGGGAGGUACAAGCAGAUACUUCAAGAGAAAAUGCAGGUGUGCUUAACAAUAUCAAGAGUAUCUUGAAAUUUUUUGGAGCUAUAUCGCCAAUUAUUGAUGACUAUUCAGUUGUCAAUGUAUUGAAGCAGCUUUUGCAAUUUGCCAUUGACUUACAAGGUGGUUCAGAAAAGAGAAAUGGGAUAGCUCAGGAAAUUUAUUAUAAUGUAUUGAUUGCAACGCCGUAUUUAUUGAGCAAUGAUAAAAGUGAAGAGUUGCAUGGAUAUUUAAAUGAUAUUAUCGAACUUGCUGACAAGUUUCCUAUCAUUGAACCCGAUUCAAAUACCUUGAUACAACCAUUUGAUAACAAGAUGGAAAAUUUUGAAAUCCCUUAUCAACCCAAGAAAAUGGUGAGUUUAAUUUUACCUGCAUUGAAAAAAUUGCAAGCUGAUGAUUGGCAAUUGAAACUCUUCCUCGACUUUGAACCAUUCUUGGAACCUAUUUUAAAAACAAUUUUGGAAAACAACGCCAUUUCAAAAGACAUUGUGAAACACAAAUUACCUCAAUUAUCAUUGCCUUCAACGGAGAAAAUGAACAAGUAUAAGCCUCGUAAUGAGGAUAGUAUUGAUCGUAUAUGGCAGCAAAAUUCCCGUGUUUUACUUCAGGUUUAUAACCAAACUACUGAAUUUGAAACAGUUCCAGUUAUUGAAUCCUAUAUUGGACUAUUUUUCAAAGACUUGUCAUUUGAUAUAUUGACUAAUUUAUCAUUCAACAAGACUGAAGCAUCAAUACAAUUGUCAAUCUUGGAUUUAUUCUUCAAUAGAGAGUUGUUUACUCCAAUGGGUACAUCGAUUGACGAAUUGAUUGAGAUCGAUACCAAGAAUCGUACUGGUGGAAAUAAUCCUCCGUUAUCUACUUGGAAAAUUGAAGAUAUUGCCGUUGAAAGUAUAUUGACCAUGAUUUUUCAAUUGCCACACACUUUACAUCGAGAAAUUUACUAUUAUACAGUUUUGAUUUCUUGUUGUAAGGAGAGUCCUGAUUCAAUGGCCCCGGUAUUUGGUAGAGCCAUUCGUUAUUUCUACAACAAUUUACAGACGUUAGAUUUCGAGUUAAAGAUUAGGUUCUUGGAUUGGAUGACUACACAAAUUUCUAAUUUUGAAUUUAGUUGGAAAUGGGAUGAAUGGGUACAGGAUUCACAGCAAUUUGCUAAAUUGAAAUAUCAUCCAAAAAAGAACUUCAUCAAGAAUUUAAUUGCUAAAGAGAUUAGAUUAUCUAACACGAAAAGAAUUAAAGAAAGUUUUGUUGAUGUUGUCGAUGAUCGUGUGGUUCCAUUUGAUGAAUUUUAUCAGUAUUUAGAUAUUUCCGUGGUUCCUAAUACCAGAGAUUACAUUAUUAAUUACGAUUCUGCAUUGUAUGGAGAUUCAGAAGAAAUUAGAACCAAAAUUACUGAAAUUUACGAUGCUAAACAAGCAACAUUGGCAGCUAAAAGUAAUGCUACUUUUCAAGAUGAGAUAUUUUACAAUUUCACCAAUCCUGAGUUACCAUUGAGCAGUGUUGCUUCACAAAUUUAUGAAUUUAUUGUAUCUCAUUACAAGAGUAACAAAGAAAUGAAUGAAUUGUACAAUUCAGUACUUGAACAAGUCCAACAAGAUCAACCACAAUCUGACAACAUGGUCCAGGUGGAUAUUCCCAACCCAGUUAAGUUUGUUAUAAACUUGUUUUUCCAAACUUAUGCAUACAUUGGAUCAAGAUCAAUUUAUUCCGAAGUGAGUAUCUUGAGUCGCGAUGUUGAUAAAUUGAAAUUCCUUAGUGGAAAACCAAUAGAUUCAAAAAAAGUGGCCAAUCCCGAUGAUGAGUUUGAAAAAUUGUACCUUGAAGAUGACGAUGUCACAAAUAGACAAAAUUGGAUAAUUGAUGCUAUUUUUAGAAUAUGGGUUCAUCAACCACAAGUGAUUUUCUUAAUUUUAGAAUAUUUGAUUGAAUUUGAGAUUCUUGAUCCCAAAUACCUUAUUGCGAAGGCCUUCAAGACUAAUUUAAUCAUUGAUAAUGUAUCUUGCAUUGAAUCGAUAAAUCGAAUAUUGGAAACAUCAAAAGCAGAGACAUUGAGGGAAUUGAUAUUUGAAAUUUUUACUAUUGUCGUCAAGAAACUAAAUGAAUUGGAUUUGGGUAUUGAUGAUGUUGUUCAAAUUGAUGAAUUGAAUGAAGAUAAUGCACCCGAAGUUGAUAAACAAUGGUUAUUUUAUGAAUAUUUGGGAUUGCUCAAGUCAUAUUUUAGAAAAUAUAUUAAAAAUCAAGCUACUGAAUCGAAUGAUGACGAUGUUUUGCAGAAUAUAAAGAAUGUGUUUAAUGACUUGGAAAACAUACCUGCUAGAAUUGAAAUACUUGGUUGGUUUAAAGAGCUUUCAUAG